Messenger RNA from Iphiclides podalirius (scarce swallowtail), 1287 nucleotides. The record is from the annotation of a GenBank genome assembly. NCBI's taxonomy places the organism in Eukaryota, Metazoa, Arthropoda, Insecta, Lepidoptera, Papilionidae.
AUGUUGCUGGUACUCUUGGUGGUUUGCGUGUUGCUCUGGUGGUGGUAUCAACGCCGACGAUCAUAUCUGGAGCCACCGGAGUACCCUGGAGCCCUACCGGUGCUCGGACAUUUACACCUCGUUCUGAUCGCGAAUAGUGCUAUGGUUUCAGAUCCUGACGACGCCUUAACCGUUGCGAACACUUGCUUCAAAAAGAAUUUCAUGUACAAAUUCGCGAAGCCAUGGGUUGGAAACGGACUGAUUACGGCGUCAGUGCCAAUCUGGAAGCAACACCGCAAGGUGCUGAACCCGACGUUUAGUUUGCUGGUGUUGAACAGCUACAUGGAAGUCUUCAACAGACAGGCGCGUCGCCUGGUAGGAAGGCUGUCGAACCACGCAGGUCAAGGGCCAUUUGACCAUCUUCUCGAGACGCGCCAGAUCGCUCUCGAAACUAUAUGCAUGACCGCAAUGGGUUUGGAUUUGACUGACGAUGCACUUAUCGAUGGCAAAUAUACUCGUGCGGUGAAUGAAGUAAUGAAUAUAUUUCUGCGACGCUAUUUAGCACCUUGGCUGUAUUUCGACUUCAUAUACCAGAGGAGCGACUUGAAGAAGAAACAAGACCAAAUCGUCGAGAUACUGCAUAAUGUUUCUGAUGGACUGUUGGAACUGUCUGAAGAGCACGGUAUGUUCACUGAGGAGGAAAUGAGGGAGCACGUAGACACUAUUAUCGUGAGCGGAUACGAAACGAUCGCCUCAGCGCUGUUUUUCACCAUAAUUCUCAUCGGUUCAUAUCCUCGCGUUCAGGAGUGUCUUCUGAAAGAAUUAAACAGUGUAUUAGGCGACAAUGAAAGAGACGUAGCGAGUCAAGACCUGCCACGGCUGGUGUAUUUAGAAGCAGUAAUAAAAGAAUCCAUGAGAGUAUACACAGUGGUUCCAAUCGUGGCGAGGUAUAUCGACAGAGAUGUGAAAUUAAAAAAGUGCACUCUAUUGGCGGGAAAUACUUGUUAUCUGUCACUUUACGGAAUCCAUCGCCACUCGAUGUGGGGCGUUGAAGCGGAGGAGUUCAGACCGGAGAGAUGGCUGAACACCGCUACAUUGCCUGACAACGCUAACGCCUUUCUCGCAUUCAGUUUAGGAAAGCGAAAUUGUAUAGGUAAAACGUACGCGAUGAUGUCUUUAAAGACGACACUGGCUCAUUUCCUUCAACGCUACAAAGUGACAGCCGAUCACACUAAAAUGGCGCUGAAGAUGGACAUUUUGUUGAAGUCUGUAACGGGGCAUGAAAUCUACAUAGAGAAACGCUCACGU